ACCUGUUCGUUAUUGCUGCUGACGUUGGUGCUGUCUCAGUGACGAUGGCGUCCACAGAUCUGUCGCUUCUGGAUCUAACAGACAAGGAAACCCGAGAGAAACUGUCUUUAUGGGACCGCCGCACGGAUGCCACGGCCCCCCUGACGGAGAAGCAAAUGGACUCUGUCCUGGAGAUCCGAGCUGCGGCUGAAACGCUGUCUGUUCCCUCGGAGCUGCCCAUUGAGGACCUGUGCAGCCUGUCGUCUCGGUCCUUGCAGUCCCCGUUCACAGCAGCUGUGCCUGCUUCAGCAGAGGACGUCCUUCUCAAAGGCUUUCAGAUGCUCGAAAUGGAAAAUGACAGGAUAGAAACUGCACAGCAGUUCUUUGCCUGGUUUGCCAAGUUGCAGACGAACAUGGACUUGGAUGAGAGCGCAAAGUACAGGAGAACCAGAGAUGAUUUGAACAGCUACCAAGAACAGUGUGAUGCUAUUCUGAAAGAUGUGAAUGCAGCUCUUGACCAUUUGGAUUCUCUUCAGAAACAGUACCUGUUUGUGUCCAAUAAGACCGGGGCAUUGCAUGAGGCCUGUGAACAGCUGCUCAAAGAACAAUCAGAGCUUGUUGACCUGGCAGAGAGCAUUCAACAGAAACUGUCAUACUUUAAUGAGUUGGAAAACAUAAACACAAAACUGAAUUCUCCAACUUUAUCUGUAAAUAGUGAAGGUUUUAUACCAAUGUUGUCCAAAUUGGAUGAUUGCAUAGAAUAUGUUUCAUCACAUCCUAAUUUCAAGGAUUAUCCAGUUUAUUUUGCUAAAUUUAAACAGUGUCUCUCUAAAGCUAUGCACUUCAUGAAGGUCUACAUUGUAAACACUAUGCAAUCUCUUACAAGCCAGUUAACAAAAAGGGAUCCAAUGGGUCUCACUAAUGCAGACAAUGCAUUUACACUUUAUUAUGUGAAAUUUAGAGCUGCUGCGCCUAAAGUUAGAUCUCUGAUUGAACAGAUAGAGCAGCGAGCACAGAAGAUCCCAGAGUACCAGCAGCUGCUAGAUGAAAUCCACCAGUGUUAUCUUGACCAGAGAGAGCAGCUGCUCAGUCCCUGCAUUACAUCCACCAUUACUGACUUGACCAAGCAAAACAGCAAAGACCACUGUGCUCUGGUCCGAAGUGGCUGUGCCUUCAUGGUUCAUGUGUGUCAGGAUGAACAUCAGCUGUUUAAUGAGUUCUUCACCAAGCCUACAUCUAAAUUAGACGAACUUUUAGAGAAGUUGUGUUUGUCGCUGUACGAUGUUCUCCGGCCGCUGAUAAUCCACAUCAUACACCUCGAAACCCUGUCUGAGCUGUGCAGCAUCCUAAAGAAUGAGAUGUUGGAAGACCACGUUCAAAACAAUGCUGCUCAGCUGGGCGCCUUUGAUGCCGUGGUGAAGCAGAUGCUGGAGGACGUUCAGGAGAGGCUGGUCUACAGGACUCACAUUUACAUCCAGACUGAUAUCACAAGUUACAACCCAGCUCCAGGUGAUCUGGCUUAUCCUGAAAAACUGGAAAUGAUGGAGAGAAUUGCCCAGAGCUUGAAGGAGGAACAGAUGAAGCAGAUGUCACAAGAGUCUGUGUUUUCUGAUGUUCAGCUUGAAGACGCCGAUAGAAGAAGAAACAGCAAUGCAGGCAAUGUGGAACCCUCCCGACUUCAGACAUCUGUGUCUCCCGCGGAUCUGCACGGCAUGUGGUACCCCACUGUCAGGCGAACCCUGGUUUGUUUGUCCAAGCUCUACAGAUGCAUUGAUAGAGCAGUAUUUCAGGGUUUAUCUCAAGAAGCCUUAUCUGCCUGCAUCCAGUCGCUGCUUAAAGCCUCUGAUAUCAUCCUUAAAAACAAGACUCAAAUAGACGGGCAACUUUUCCUGAUCAAGCACCUGCUGAUAUUGCGUGAACAGAUUGCCCCAUUUCACACUGAUUUUGCCAUCAAGGAAAUCUCACUGGACCUGAAAAAAACGCGAGAUGCUGCCUUCAAAAUCCUGAACCCCAAGGCUGUUCCUAAAUUCUUCCGACUCAAUAGUCACAAUGCCAUACUUGAAUUCCUGUUGGAGGGAACACCAGAGAUAAAAGAGCACUACAUUGACUCAAAGAAGGAUGUGGACCGACACCUGAAGUUCAGCUGUGAGCAGUUUAUCCAGCAGCAGACUCAGAUCUUUGUGGGGAACCUUGAGGAGUUUCUCACCAAGGUUUCAGCUCUGAAAACGAUGGCCGUCCAAGGUGGUCCCACCUACAGCCUGUCUCAGCAACCUUGGGCUCAGCCAGCAAAGAUCAACGAUAUAGUGAUGGCCACAUACCGAGUGAUGAAGAGCAAGCUGCCGAGCACUUUACAGAGCAUGUCCUUGUACUUGGCCAACAGAGACACAGAGUUCAUCCUUUUUAAGCCUGUUCGGAAUAACAUCCAGCAGGUUUUCCAAAGACUGCACACUUUGCUUCAGGAGGAAUACAGUGGAGAAGACCUUCAAAUCAUUGCAUGUCCAUCUAUGGAGCAGAUUAACCUGCUGCUGUCUGUGAAUAAGUAAUGUUCGGUGAAUCGAUGCACCCUCUCGAUGGCGGCGUGAAGCCGGCGCUUCAGUCAUGACCCGGAGGCUGAGGGGGCGGAAUGACCAGAAAAGACCCUGCACCUGUGCUACCUGCUGGGACGGGAGUGCUGGAUGGAUGUUUUUAAAAAAAAAAAAGUAUCAGAUGAAGGUUUGGGUACUCAUGUUGAGAAGGACUUUUCAAGAUCAGCCUGUUGUGCAAAAAAUUAAAGGGUCUUAGAGUUACUCCUACUUAGAGUGGUGGGUUUAUUAUCACGGUUGCAUCUCUUAUUGUGGAACAGUUUUGGUGGUAAUAUAAAGAUGGGGUAUGGAUUUAAAAAUGAGGACAUGACGGACUUAUUAAAGCCAGUUAGCAACCAAUGGUCAGUAAGUCACAGUCAUAUGCCCAGUUCCCUUCUUUGGUUUGGAAGGAAAAUGCUGCAAAAAUAUUUUUGUUCUUUAUUUUACCAUGCAAAAGUCUUUAUACCAGUUUAAACAUUUUCACAUUCGUCACAUGGCAACUACUGACCUUCAAAUAUUUUGUUGACUGAGACAAGGAAGUGCAUCACUGUGAAGUGGAGGGGAAAAUGAUACAUACACAACUUGCAUAUUUUUCUUUAAAAAAAUGGUAAAAAGCAGUAAAAUCCACCAUUUAGCUGCUUCAUAACUGUCAUUUGUAAAGGAGUUGCAAGAACACCAAAAUACGUCCUGUACAGUUUGUCUUAAGACAUGAUAGGGAUGUACCAAAUCUGUAUAAGCUAUUGUGUUUUAAAUGAGAGCAACAAUUGUUUUUUUUUUCACUACAUGUAAAAUAUCCUAAAUAUUCGAUCCCUACCAUGACUCAUAGCGGUUGCAGCAUCUUGCUGUGGGAAGACCCGAGAGGGGAGGCAGAGGUUUGUUUUCCAGCAAAACGACCUUAAACAUCUAGCUGGGCCUAUGGUGGAAUAGCUAAGAACAAAGCAUCUUCAUGUGUUACUGGAACUAAAUCUAUAGCUUUAUAAUCUAUAUAAUCUAUAAGCUUUAAAAUACAAAAAAGAAAACUGCUCACAGAUGCUCUUGAUUGAGCUUGAACUACUUGGUACAGAAAAAUUGGGUGAGAAUAUCAGUAUCUAGAUGAGCACUAGUGAUAGAAAUUACAAAGGGAAAAUGAAUUCUUGUCAUACAUUUCAGAUUUAUUCUUACAAAACAUGUUGAUGUCUUUUUCCUUCCACUUCACAAUUGAACAGAAUUCUGUUGGUGCAUAAAAUCUGUUUAAUGCCCCAAAAUUUGUUGUUACAAGGUAGAAAAAAAAAACUGAAGAAGUGAAGGAGUAUUCAUACUUUUGCUAAGGCAUUGUUAGUCUCCGUCUGUGUAGCCAAAUGAUGACCUGUACCAUGGGUGAGUCAGGUCCGGCAAGUUUGUUCUCUCUAAUCAGAGCAGAGAUGGAUGUUUUCACAAACCUUCUCACCUGCAACCUCCACUUUGAAUGUUUUUGUUGUUUAGUUGCACAUUUGAAAAGCAAAACUGAAAACUUGUGUUUUUAUACUUCUUUUAUAACUUGGUAAAUUCAGCAUUUACUCUCACACAGUAUAUUUUGCUCUUACAUGAAGAACGGAUGUGUCAUCAGUGUACUCUUUGCUUUGGUUUGUCCCAUGUAAAUUGAUUUGUAGAGGUCUUCUAUUUAUGGACAUUCUUAAUAAAAGAAGAGGUUAUUAA
Molecule: messenger RNA, 4214 nt
Organism: Poecilia reticulata (guppy)
Lineage: Eukaryota; Metazoa; Chordata; Actinopteri; Cyprinodontiformes; Poeciliidae
Gene: cog3
Product: component of oligomeric golgi complex 3
Biological process (GO): intra-Golgi vesicle-mediated transport; intracellular protein transport; Golgi organization
Cellular component (GO): COG complex; membrane; cis-Golgi network
Source: RefSeq, a predicted model, not a curated record